CAUAUAUUUAUGCGAUUGGGGCCAGCUUUUGGUCAUUAGGAAAGGCUUGCUUGUCCUCCCAUCUCUUCCUCUCUCCCUCUCUUUCCUUGUGUGUGGUUUCUGGGAGAAGAAAGAGGGACAGAGAGAGAGAGGAAUAAAAAGGUGGGCAAGGACAUGGAGAUGGCCAUGAUUUCACCUCAGGCCCUUCCUCUCUCCCCAAACACUUCCCGAUAGAUUCCAUCCCCUCUCUAUCAUCCUGGGUUUCCUCCCACCUUUUCUCAUCUUAAUUGCAAAGGUUUCUGCGGGAUAACAUUUGUUUUGGCGAGACUCUAGCUAGCUCUGGUGAAGGAGAAUCAACAAGAGUUUGGAGAGGGGAAAAGGGAUGGAAGGCGAGAGCUUCUCGGGGAUGGGCAAUGGAGGCGGCGGCGGCGGAGGGGGGCACCACCAGGUGGUGGACGGGAAGCUGAUCCAGACGUUCCACAAGAGCUUCGUGCAGGUGCAGAGCAUCCUGGACCAGAACCGGAUGCUCAUCUCCGAGAUCAACCAGAACCACGAGUCCCGGGCGCCGGACAGCCUCACCCGCAACGUCGGACUCAUUCGGGAGCUCAACAACAACAUCCGCCGCGUCGUCGGCCUCUACGCCGACCUCUCCGCCUCCUUCGCGCACCGUGGUGCCGCCAUGGACGGCGGCUCCUCGGAGGGCGACUCUUCGGGCACGCUGCGCUCCUCCGAUGCCGCCGGCCGCGCCGCCGCCGCCGCCGGACAGAAGCGCGUCCGACCCGGCUAGCUUGGCCCGACCGGAUGGUGCCUGCCGUUUCUUGGCAUCGCCAUGGAUGCUGUGUAGCAGCUAGCGAGAAAGGAUGUGAGUUACUGAUGAGAUGUUUGCUACUCCUACUUACUAGUACUAGGCUAGUUCUUCCUUGCUUAAUUUCUUGCUGUGCUUCUUCUUCUUUGCCGCAAAGUGCUUUUCCUCAACCCUUGAUGGUGAGAAAAAGGAAAACUUUUCUGUACAAGUCCAUGUGACGAUGAGCAAAAAACACCAGUUCUUGAGAAA
Messenger RNA from Triticum urartu, 1033 nucleotides. Its product is annotated as protein ELF4-LIKE 4-like. NCBI's taxonomy places the organism in Eukaryota, Viridiplantae, Streptophyta, Magnoliopsida, Poales, Poaceae. Gene Ontology annotation, biological process: positive regulation of circadian rhythm; entrainment of circadian clock. The record is from RefSeq and is a predicted model, not a curated record.